AUGGAACCGGGCAUGAAAGGAGGUAGCAGAGCGGGGCUCCAUUGUGAAGCCUGUCAUCCUUAUGAACCAUUUAAGUGCCCGGGAGACGGAGCAUGCAUAUCAAUCCAAUAUUUGUGCGACGGUGCUCCAGACUGCUUAGAUGGCUACGAUGAGGAUUCUAGGUUGUGUACCGCAGCUAAACGACCUCCGGUGGAAGAAACAUCAUCAUUCCUUCAAUCACUGAUCGCUAGCCAUGGACCUAACUAUUUGGAGAAACUAUUUGGAAGUAAAGCUCGUGAUGCUCUAGCACCUCUUGGAGGAGUUGAAAAAGUUGCAAUUACUCUUUCAGAGUCACAAACUAUUGAGGAUUUUGGAGCAGCACUUCAUCUUAUGAGGUCAGAUUUGGAGCACCUGCGUUCGGUAUUUAUGGCUGUCGAGAAUGGAGACUUGGGAAUGUUGAAGAGCCUUGGUAUUAAAGAUUCAGAGCUGGGUGAUGUUAAAUUCUUUCUGGAAAAACUGGUUAACACUGGUUUUCUUGAUUAAGCAGUAUUUUGAGAUCAAAGACCCUCCAGAAUCUCUGAUCAAUUUAACAAAUCAACGAUACAUUUCUCUUGAAUUUAUUUAUAAAAAUUAUUCUGAAAGUUGUAAAUAUUUCCUGCCAUCUUUCUUCCAAAAAAUCGAGAAAAAAAAAUCUUCUUAUUCUUUAUGUUAUGUUACAUAAGGUAGCCAUAGGAUGUGUUAAAUAUCUAAUGUUUACAAACAUAUCUUAAAUUAAACAUAUCAAUGUAAUCGAUACAUAUCAAAUGAAGUGAUGUUAUGAUAUAUUAAAUAUUUUUAAAUACUUUGAUCCCUUGUGCUAGGUUUCCUCAGCUAAUGCAGCUUUAUGUAAAGUGCUUUUAGAAUAGCUUUUAAGAGAUUACUUUUUGAACAUUUGUUACCAAAUUUAGGAAAGUGUGUGAUACUUCUAUAUUCACUUCACACAGCCACACUGAUAAAUAAAUAUUAUUUGCUUAUUUUGUCAUCGAUGAUCACUAGCAAGGCAAUAAUUUGAGAUUGCGUAUAUAUCAUUGGAAAAUUACUUCCUUUGAGGGAACAAACAUAUAAUGCUUUAACAAAUAUAAUUAUGGAAUAAUCUAAAAAUAGUAUGUAGAUUUUAAUGGAAUUAAUCGGCAUAAUCUUAAUAUUUAAAAACACAUUGGUAAAACUAACAUAUCAACUCCGUCCUACAAAAUAAAAACACUUAUUUUCAAAAUAUCUUUAAAAUGUGACUAUUACAUCUAUGAAAAUUAUUACCUCAAAGGAGUCUCGUUUUAAAAUCAAAAAAGUCAAAAAUUAGAUUAGCAAAUAAUGAAACAAUAUUUAUAUUCCUGUUAGUUGAUGCUAUUGGAUGAUUUCAUAAAUUUUAAAAGAUACUUUUUGGAAAAACUGUUUUGGAAAAUGUAUAUAGGUAAACCAAUAACACUUAUGUAUACCUAUUGAACAUUUAUCAGGCUGUGGUCCUAAUAAAUAGUGAGAUAAAAAAAUAAUAUUUAUAUAACUUCUGCAUGGUUAUAAAUAUAUUAUGUCUAACCAUUAUAAUGUUUGUACUGUUUCUUCAUCAGUUACAAUUAUUAUAUUCAUUAAGUUGAAAAUAUAAAAUUAAACAAUUGUCAAUUUGUAAUAUAAUUAAUGUUCAGCUGUUAUAUAUAUAUUAUAUAUAUUUAGAACUCAAACACCAGUAAAAUAAGAAAAAAACAUUUAGUACUUAAUCUGAUUGUUGUGUGAUAAAUAUUUUAAAUAGAACUUAUAAUAUCUCUUAAUUAAUUGUUUUCUUCAAGCUUCGUAAAAUAGCUUUUAGCAUGAUAACUGUUUUAGAAUUAAUUAAUUAAGAUAGAAAUACUUAGCUCAAGGGAUCCCUAAGGAUAAUUCUAUUUCUAUUUGACUGUAAUCCAUAAUUUAAAAUAAAACAUAUCAUUUUAUUACAUAUCAACCAACUGAGAAGAAACACAGCAAGCAGAAAAGAAUAAUCUAGAUAACGGCCUGACACUGAAUGAUAUCUUAGACAGUGCCUACUGUGUUUUUUCAAGAAGAUAUAUGUAGUAUAUUGUUGAUUUAUUAUAUAUACAUAUAAAUAUAUAUUGUUUUCUUCAAGUGUAUUUUAAAUAUAACAACUAAAAUCUCUGUAUUUUCGCACUAUAUUAAUUUAUUUUCCAUUCCAUACCUAAUUAAACUACCAAUACAUUGAAAAAAAAAAAAAGUGUAGUCAUUUUUAGUAUGUAAAAUUUUUGUGAAGAAAUGUCAGCCCACCAUUGAUGGAUUAGACGAAACAUUAGAAAUUGUUAAAUUUAAUAAGUUUUAAUAGUAUUUUGAAAAUAAUAUAUAGAAACUUUCUGUUUCUCCCAAUAUAAAUUUAUUUUUUAAAAAUAUAUAGAAUGCAUUCGUCAUUUGUUGAGUUGUAUUAUUAGAAUUAAAGAUAUGUGUAUUAUCUUGUGUUUUGUUGUUUGUAAUAAUAAAGAAGCAAUUUUUCAACAUAAUUAAAUUUUUCAUCAAUUGAAUGAAUAUGUUCAAGAAUUAAAUAACUAAUAGAAAUUUUAAUCAUAUUCUUCAAAAUAGGACUAUAAAUUGGAAAGUGUAUGACAG
Messenger RNA from Nezara viridula (southern green stink bug), 2598 nucleotides. Lineage: Eukaryota; Metazoa; Arthropoda; Insecta; Hemiptera; Pentatomidae. The record is from the annotation of a GenBank genome assembly.